This is a messenger RNA of Mus caroli (Ryukyu mouse), 973 nucleotides long. NCBI's taxonomy places the organism in Eukaryota, Metazoa, Chordata, Mammalia, Rodentia, Muridae. The record is from RefSeq and is a predicted model, not a curated record.
CUGUUGUCUCCUCUCCUGAGUCUCUCUCCUCACUGCACCUGAAUCCUCUCUACUGACACCAUGGGUUGCUGUGGCUGUGGAGGCUGCGGAGGCUGUGGCGGCUGUGGCUGUGGCAGCUGUGGCGGCUGUGGCGGCUGUGGCGGCUGUGGCGGCUGUGGCGGCUGUGGCGGCUGUGGCGGCUGUGGCGGCUGUGGCGGCUGUGGAGGCUGUGGAGGCUGUGGUGGCUGUGGCUGUGGCAGCUGUGGCUGUGGUGGCUGUGGCUGUGGUGGCUGUGGUUGUGGCUGUGGUGGCUGCUGUGGCUGCUGUGGCUGCUGUAAGCCUGUGGUAGUUUGCUGCUGCCGCCGCUCCUGCUGCCGCUCCUGUGGCUGUGGCUCCUGUGGCUGUGGCUGCGGCUGUGGCUGUGGGAAGGGCUGUUGCCAGCAGAAGUGCUGCUGCCAGCAGAAGUGUGGCUGCAAGAAGUGCUGCUGCUAGCUUGGGAUGCCUGGCCUCUGAGCAGGUGCUACAAGUACUGAUCUGUUGGUAAGUCCUGGGUGCAGGGGAUGGAACAAGUCACCAUGAUCUCACUGCUAAGGCUUUCCUCUGCCCUAGUCUGAGUAUACCCUGCUGUCUCCCCAGCGUCUGCCUCUCUAGAGUCCGGACUCUGAAACUUUGUUCCCUGAUUAGAAUACUCUGAAUUUCAAGUAAAUUUCCUUAUCAUUUUAAAUGCAGUCAUAGCCAAUGUUAUGAAAGGACAAAGAUGCAGGACAUCUUGGUUACUGAUGUCAAUAAAAUUGUAUAAUGGUCCCCAUUGUGUUUCCUUCUUGAAUUUCUAUCUAUGCUUUAGGAUCCUUGUGUUUAACAAUGGUAAUGUCUAUUCUCUCUAAUGGUAACGUAUAUUCUCUGUUUAACAAUGGUAAUGUAUAUUCUCUGUAGUCAUGGAAGUCUUUCUAGAGUCCAGACAAUGUGUUAAUCCCCUUUAAAUAAAAUUACAAAA